AUGAUCUAUAAAACUUCAAAAGAAAUUUAAAAGAGUGACUAAAGAAUAAUUUAAUAAAGAGUAGAGAAUUCAAUUAUUAAUAAUCAAAUAUAUCAAAAAUCUCUUAAGCGAAAAACAAGCAAAAGAAAAGUAAGGCACUAAGCAAACAAAAAAAAUUUUUAAAAAGAAAUGUCUGAAGUUGAGGAUACUUUAAAUAGAAUAAAGACACAUAAAACAGUUUUAGGCUACUUGAUUGUUAAUAGUGAAGGUGGUGUUGUUAGAGGUGCCUUUAAGGAUGAGGAAGAAAGCAAAAAUAUCGCAAAUUCAAUUCCUCUACUCACAAAAAAGGCUCGCUCUGUUGUAAGAGACUUAGACCCUACAAAUGAUUUAGUUUUCUUGCGUAUAUAAACUAAGCUUAAUGAGAUUAUGGUUGCUCCUGAUGAUGAAUUCUCUUUAAUCGUAAUAUAAACUAAAGGUGAAAAGCGUGAUGAAAACGAUUGA
Messenger RNA from Tetrahymena thermophila SB210, 480 nucleotides. RefSeq names its product dynein light chain roadblock-type 2 protein. NCBI's taxonomy places the organism in Eukaryota, Ciliophora, Oligohymenophorea, Hymenostomatida, Tetrahymenidae. The transcript has a single exon. Gene Ontology annotation, biological process: microtubule-based movement. The record is from RefSeq and is a predicted model, not a curated record. Gene Ontology annotation, molecular function: dynein intermediate chain binding. Gene Ontology annotation, cellular component: cytoplasm; cytoplasmic dynein complex.